Messenger RNA from Acyrthosiphon pisum (pea aphid), 2466 nucleotides. It is a transcript of the gene DCTN4-p62, whose product is annotated as dynactin subunit 4. NCBI's taxonomy places the organism in Eukaryota, Metazoa, Arthropoda, Insecta, Hemiptera, Aphididae. Bases 499 to 1905 code for a protein of 468 amino acids. Gene Ontology annotation, cellular component: dynactin complex. The record is from RefSeq and is a predicted model, not a curated record. The transcript has 2 exons.
UUUUUUGCAACAGGUAUACCCAGAGCUUAAAGUUGGAAAAAAUUCCAGGGGGAUUAAUGUCCCCUUAUAGUUUUAAACAUUCCAAAUAUAAUUUUGUAUUAUGUUUUGUGUCUAUGACUUAAUGUAUAAUAUUGAAUGUAUAUGUAAUGUAUAAACAGUGAUUGUGGAAGCAUACUCAUCCCACUUUUAACCCUUAAUAAUUAUAAUCCUAAUUUGUUAAAAGGGACACUUUUAAUCACCGUCAGAGAUAGGGGGACUGCGUUCCCUUGUGUUGCUUCACAUGAUGUUUUUAACCCCUGAGUAUACCUAAGUGUGUAAUAUAUACCAUUCUAGCAGUAAAAAAUAUUCAUUAUUUAUCUUUUUCUUAUAGUAUACAUACAGAGUGAUCCAGAAAGAGCUAAUAAAUGUAAUAAAAUAUGAUAACUUAUACAGAGUGAUUGUUGUUGACAUGCUCACCCUCAUUCAGACGUGGACUGAAAUAUAAGAUCAGCUGAAGAAAUGGCUUCAUAUAUGUUUCAAAAAACUAUAACAUCAAUUUGUACAUGUGGCUUACAGAAACUUUUACCUGACCUGUUUUUCUGUCGUCAUUGUAUUACACUUCGUUGUGACUUCUGUGUUAGUCAUGAAAUUGACACAACUUACUGUCCUCAUUGUUUUGAAAAUCUAUCAUCAACCGAAGCCAAACAUAAGAAAAACCGGUGUGCUUCUUGUCUAGAGUGCCCACGCUGUUUUAAUACUCUUUCAACACGUUCAUAUUCUCGAACACCCGAACCAAAAAAACCACCUCAAAAAAUGUAUUACUUACUCUGUUUAUUUUGUAACUGGCGAUCACAUGAGCCAAACAUACCUGAUCAGCCAACUUCUUCAGGUAACUGGCCAGUAAACAAAAAUCCAGAUGAUGGUCGUAUACUGGAUUUAAUCAAUUAUUAUAAAUCUGUUACUUUAAAAGAAGUAUUUGAUAAGCAGAAACGGAAUACCAAACAUUAUGGUCGUAAUUAUAUGCAUUUUUUGGAAAAAUUUGGUUUAAAUGCAAUGAUGGCUCGGAAAAAAGUAGGAUUUCCAAAUUUUCAUACAGAUGGUACUGGUUUUAGUACUUCAGAAAUUAAUCCAGCUGAAGCCAUUGAAAAUGUUCCUGAAUUAUCUGCAAACACAUUUGAAGAUAUUUUAGAUUUGAAACAAAUUUCCACUUUAGAACAACGUUUUGCAACUCCUGAACUUCAAGCAGAAAAUACUGAUGAUCUGUUUCCAAUUCGUAAACAUCUUAGAGUAAAACAUUCUUUACGUUGUCGUGUAUGUGAACAUAACGUUGUUAAACCAGAAUAUAAUGCUGUAAAGUUUAAAAUCAAACAUUUAGCUUAUUAUUAUGUGCCAGAAAUAAAAAUAAUCAAAUGUGAACCAUUACUAGCCGGUAAAUGGAGUUCCUUGGUACUUAAGUUAUGUAAUCCAUCACAAGCAUCCACAGCUGUACGUUUUGAAAAAUUAGAUUUAAAUGCUAUAAACAUAAUUAGAGAGCCAAGACAACUGGAAGGGGAAGAUCUAAUAUCUACUCCUAAGCAAUUGCCAGAACCAAUUCCUAUUGUAUUAGAAUUACAGGGUGAUAUUAUAGUUCCGGAAGGUGAAAUAAAAAUUGCAGCUAGAGAUGAUACAGCUGAAUAUGAUGAUACAAAUGAAGUAAAUACAGACAACGAUGACCCAAAAUAUGUAUAUUGGAGAAAAGGCAACAAAGUUGCAUUAAAAUUUGAAGUAAAGCCGAAUGAAAAUAUUAAAAAAAAUGAAAAUGUACAAUUAGGAUUUGUUAUGCAUUUUAUGUAUUCAGAUACAAUGUUACAUGUGAUUAAUCCAAAACAACCUCAAACUGUAUUAGUGCCUAUAAAAAUUGUACUGAAUUUACCUAACUCUUUUUAAUUUUUUAUUCAAAUUCAAAGUAAAUUAAUUACAUUUGGUAUUAAAAUAAUAAUGAUAUAUAAUUUUCAAGGAUAUAAAAAUAGUUUUGUAAUUAUGAAUGAUAAAUAUGAAACAAAUAAUAAGGUAUUGUUCUACUUAUUAAUAAAAAAAAAAAUGUUUGCUAUUUUAAGGAUUAAAUAUAUGUAUAUAAAUUAUUAGUUAACAUUGUUUACCUUUAUCAAUAUUGAAUCCAGAAAAUAUUUAAUAAUUAAUUUAUUGUACUUUACAAAAAAAUAUAUUUUUCAAUAUUCUUAAAAUGUUAAAUGAUUGUUAUAAUAAUAUUAGUCAUUUAAAAAUUAAUCAUAGAUAACCUAAGUAUAUUAUAUUUUAUAAUAAGAAUAUUAAUAUUUAAUAUAAUCGUAUAUUAAAUAUCUGACUAUUGUCCAAACUCUGAUUUAAUAUUUUGAUAAGUGUAUAAUAUAAAUUUAAAAUUAUAAAGUAUUUACAUUUUCAUUGUUUAGUUAAGAAUAAAUAAUUCAUAAUUGAAAUAAGUUUUACAGCAUUAGUUUAACAUUUAUUAAC